Messenger RNA from Cydia strobilella, 3132 nucleotides. RefSeq names its product nuclear receptor coactivator 5 (gene Neos). The record is from RefSeq and is a predicted model, not a curated record. NCBI's taxonomy places the organism in Eukaryota, Metazoa, Arthropoda, Insecta, Lepidoptera, Tortricidae. Gene Ontology annotation, molecular function: RNA binding. Bases 104 to 1468 code for a protein of 454 amino acids. The transcript has 8 exons.
CACACAUAGGUACAUUGAUUGAGUGAUAGUGUGAUUCGGCGCGUCCUAAUUCAGCUUACUAUUUUUCUUUCAUAUUUAUGAAUAAAGUGAUAUACGUGGAGCCAUGGCGGACAAACUGACUCUUGAUAGACAGGCUAUGAAAGAUAGGUCUACAUCCCAUCUUCGUAUAUACGUUGGAGGAAUAACCGAAAAUGCAACAGUUGACGAUAUGUACGACCACUUCAUCCAGUUUGGGCAGAUUAACGGCAUUGUCGUGAAUCGGAACUUUGGUUUUGUUCAGUUUGAUACAGAACCCAGCGCAAAGCAAGCUAUCGCUGGUGCUGAUGGGAGCAUCUUUAUGGGGAAGACUAUUAAUGUGAGGACUGCUCAAACCAAUCCGGAUAAAGCAAGACCUACAGAAGUAGUUAUAGUGGAGCCUGAAGUGCCCCCAGCAGUGGCGCUCAAUGAUAACCUACCAGGGGACAAUGAUGGGGGAGAGGAGCCCUAUGACAGCUACGGCAACUACAUAGGUGACCAGAGCCAUGGUCAAGAGGAUGAUUAUGAAGAUAAUAACUACAGCAACCAGAGUUGGGGCGAGACCCGCGGCGGGAGAGGGCGCGGGGGCCCAGGAGGGCCUCGGGGCCGAGGGCGGGGGCGCGGGCGCGGUGGCCAUGGAGGACCGGGUGCGGGCGUGGCUGGACAGCUCUACAGGGACAGGGAGGAGGCUCCGCCAAGGAGAGGUGGUGAGUGGGCCGAGCAGCGCGGGUACUCGCGCGAGCGGUACGCGCCCCCGCCCGAGUACCCGCGCCCCGUGCCCGUCAGCGAGCGCAACGACUGCGAGAUCAUCGUCGUCUCUAAAGCACUUACUGAAUACGCGGAAUACAUCGAAGGACGCCUGAAGCGUCUCGGCAUCGUGGUGGACCUCCUGUUCCCAAUGGAGGACGUGCCCAUCGGCAAGGUGCUCGGCAACAUAGCGUCGCGCGGCUGCCUCUACGCGAUCCUCGUGAUGCCGCAGAACCAGGAGAACCGCUCGCUCACGCUCACCAUACUGCACGGGUUGCCACAGGAACACCGCAACAUGCCGAUAGAGGACGCCCUGCAACUGCUAUCGCGGAACUUCCAGGAGGUACAGCGAGGAGGGCCGAGCGGACGCGAGGCCGUAUACGCACUGCUAGGGCAGCUGGCCGACGGACGGAGUUUAACCGUCAUGCAGUAUGAGAAGGUCAUCGAAUACUUGCAGGAACGCAAAGAGCAACAAGUCAAGAUCGAGCUGGGCGAGCCCCUCGUGCCGGCAUCCAACAGCAAGACGGAGACCGACCUGCAGCAGCGCAUCCUCAGCAUCCUCAACGACAAGGUGGCCGUGGCCGCCGAGCCCGCGCCCGCGCCCGCGCCCAAGCCCAAGCCCAAGCCUGACGCCGCUCAGAACAAACUGUUCAACGACCCUACUGUUAGGAAAGCGCUAGAUUCUAUCUUGCAGAAGUUUACGUAGACUUAGUUACUACUUAGAAAAUAUUGUGUAAAUGAAUUUUGAAAGUCAAGGGAGAGAUGAACCGUAUUUUAACUGCACGUUUCGCCAAUCUAACCUACGCAUAUCUAAACACGCAACUUACACAAAUGUAACGUCGGCUAAAAUCGUAACUCGUAACUUCUCGAAGAGUUAUUUUUGCAACUUUAGGUGUUGUUUGUACAAGUCGAGUUGUGCCUUUCCCGAGAAUGUUGUCUGUUUUGUAUAGGAAAUGUUCUCUCUCGAAAAUAUUUCCCAUAGGAAACGGAAAAUGUUCUCGAGAACGGCACAACUCUUGUAGCAAAUCCCUAAUGUCCUUGAAACGGUGUUACAAGGUUUUCUACUUUAGCCUACGAUAAAAUAAGUUGGUUCCUUUAAAAUAUGUGUUGUGUCUAUAAGAUUACUUUAAAGUGGGAGGCGUGCAGUUUUAUAAAACGCGUCACGUAAUGCAAAAUAUUGUAGAUAACGCUGUACCGAGCCGUACGUACGUCGUUAUCGCAUAAUUUACGGGACAGGGCAGCGCCAUCUACGUCAGCCGGCAAUUUUUAGCUACAAUAUUUUGCGCUACGUACGCGUCUCAAUAUUGUCAUGUCUAUGAUUAUAAGUGACCGUACAGAAUAUGACAUGAAUAUAUUUAAGUUAAUAAUUUUAAACAUGGAUGCUUCCAUUAAGUACAUUUUGUGGGCAAUUGGGCAUACGACAGUAGCGUUAAUCGUAUAAAAUAAAUGUAUUUAUUUUGUCUAAUCAUCAUAACCAUUUUACGUCUGCCAUGUUGUAUGGGUUGCUCUAACAAUAUACGAUUAAUAAUACCUGUUUCUUAGAAAUGGGGCCCUGCGAAGUUACAUCGUCUCUUUAUGGCGUUGUUCUUAAAACGCUCUACAAGCCUCAAUUAGCUAUUAAUCGUUUGUCUCAAUCAUCUGUCAUUUUGAUUAUCUAUUUGUAAGGAAGGGAUAAAACACAAAUUAACUAAUUGAGGCUUGUAAAGUUUUAUGAAUAAAGGGGUUAUAUCAUGGUGACUUUGAACUAGGCAAUAUUAGACUUGACAAUUUCUGUGUUGUCAGGGCAAUCUCUGAAAAAACCGGACAAGUCCACCGAGGGUUCCGUAUUUUAUAGUAUUUGUUGUUAUGGCGGCAACAGUUACAUCUGUGAAUAUUUCAACUGUAGCUAUCACGGUUCACGAGAUACAGCCUGGUGACAGACAGACGGACAGUGGAGUCUUAGUAAUAGGGUCCCGUUUAUACCCUUUGGGUACGGAACCCUAAAAAUGACAACAGGGGUUUCGAAACUUUAACCCGAGGACCGCGGCCUUAUAUUUGCGGGCCGUAGUUUGCAGACCCUUGACAUAGACUAAUAUUAUUAGUCUAAUAUCGUUUGAGAUUUGUGAUUUCGUGUCCCGGGUCCCUGCUGACAAACUAGUCUAGAAUGUCAAGUGUGUAUUCUCUGAAGUAGAGAAAAGAUAAUCUGUGUAAUAUUUAACGCGUGGUUUUAUAAGUUCUCUUGAACUUAUUACACUUAUACACGUUACUUUAAUUGUGAUUGUCAGACAGUUUAUUAUAUAAACAUUUGAUUAUCUAUAUUAAAUAUAUUAAUAACGGGUCACUCACGUAUUUUAAGUCGAAAACGCUCGACAUGUUUCACUCCGUACCGAG